Messenger RNA from Malassezia vespertilionis, 4146 nucleotides. RefSeq names its product DNA helicase (gene SWR1). Lineage: Eukaryota; Fungi; Basidiomycota; Malasseziomycetes; Malasseziales; Malasseziaceae. The transcript is spliced from 2 exons. The coding region runs from base 1 to 4146 and encodes 1381 amino acids. Gene Ontology annotation, molecular function: ATP-dependent chromatin remodeler activity; ATP hydrolysis activity; ATP binding. The record is from RefSeq and is a predicted model, not a curated record. Gene Ontology annotation, cellular component: Swr1 complex.
AUGUCGCGCGCUCCGGCAGACGAGCACGACGCGUUGCUGCAUGCCAUGCUCAAACUUACGCAGGUUACCACAAAAAAGGAUGUAUCGCAGGACUUGCACACAGAGUUAGCGCCAUAUAAUGAGCUUGCGACGCGGCGACUAGAAGAGAGGCAUGGGCCUGGCGCUGCUGCUCGAUCGGCGCGGCGGGCGGCGACGGAAAUGAAACAAGCGCCAUCGCAGUCACCUUUAUGGGCGAAGCCGAAGCGUCCACGUCCUGAGUCGCGUCCACGUCCUGAGUUGCGCACACGUCCUGAGCCGCGCCCACGACGGUCUGUGCCUGUGCAGCCAACCGAUACCAACAUUGCACUUGUGUCCUUGUCCAGUGCCAAACUUCCGAAACGCACACCGCCAUUGUAUAUCACAUCUCCUCACCAGCGGCCGUCUGUGUCUAUACACGGCUCGUUUGCCAACUUUUUGCAGUCGUACACGAUGUGGGAUGACGACGUCGUGACGCCUGCCGUACGUGCACAGCGGCUUGCGCGCGAUACGUAUCUUUACCGACGCAUGGACCAAUUGCGCCGCGAAGGCAAGUCGCUCGAGCCAGAGCACCCAGUACCGAUGCAAAAACUCAAGCUGCAAGAGGCACCAAGGGCCAAGGCCCAUCGCGACCAUCUGCUCGAUGCUGUACCUUGGCGUGCACAGCGCAUGCGCCAAUUUUCCAAGGGGCGUAUUCAGCUUGCAAAGAAGGUGUCACGUAUGGUAACGACGUACUGGGAUCGAUUCCAGAACAGUGACGAGCGCGAAAAGAAGCUGGAACUACGACAUCAGCGUGCGCUGGCGAAAUGGACGAUGCGCGAAGUGGCGCGGCAAUGGAAGUUCGCCAUCACGAUUGUGCGUGCGCAAAGACAAGCGAUCGAAAAAGCAGAGCGUGAGAAGUUGGGGAAGAAGCAGUUACAAGCUAUUAUUGAGCACAGUACGCAGAUGCUCAAGACACAACAUGCGGAUCUGUCAAAUGUAUACAAUGGGGAGGAGGAAGAGGAGGAGGAAGAAGAUGAAGGGGAGGAAGAGGAGGAAGAGGAGGAAGAGGAGGAAGAGGAGGAAGAGGAGGAAGAAGAGGAAGAAGAGGAAGAGGAGGAAGAGGAGGAAGAGGAGGAGGAAGAGGAAGAGGAAGAGGAAGAGGAAGAGGAGAUGGACGAGAAUAAAAGGGUCGACGAAAAAGUCGACAAAAUGGAGCAAGAUAUUACGCAAGAUGUCGAGUUAGCCAUCGUAAAAAGGAGCUCGAGCCACAAAGGUACCGACGCAGCAUCCAACAUCGAACCCAGCAUUGCCUCUAACACUGCAACCAACGAAACUGAAUCUGCAACACACUCCGCAUCCGAAAGCAGCUCCUCCGAUCGAGACGACGAAGAUAACGAUUUGGAGCAGGAAAUGCUGGAAGGAGACGAAGAAGAUGCAUCUGAAGAAGAUGAUUUGAAAGCCGAUGCCGACAUGUCCAUCGAGGAACUGAUGCGCAAGUAUGGCUACGGCGGACGUGACAAUGAAGACGACGCAUCGUCUGGCAAGCCAACCCAUGCUUCCGACGCCGACACAUCCGCGGCGCCCGACUCCGACUCCGAUACCUCUGACCAUGACCAAGACGCUACGCUGCACGCAUUACUCGGCGAUGAGAACAAAGCAGAGCCUACUCCAUUUAUCCGACCGCCGUUUCUUUUGCGAGGCACGCUUCGUGGCUACCAACAAAACGGCCUGGAAUGGCUUGUCAGUCUGUAUAACAACGACAUGAAUGGCAUUCUUGCCGAUGAGAUGGGUCUCGGCAAAACAAUCCAGACCAUUUCACUGCUUGCGCACCUCGCAUGCGACCGUGGAAUUUGGGGCCCGCACCUUGUCAUUGCACCGACGAGUGUGAUGCUGAACUGGGAAGUCGAAUUCAAAAAAUUUCUGCCUGGCUUCAAAGUUCUUUCCUACUACGGAAAUCAGAAACAGCGCAAGGCGAAGCGUGUCGGCUGGAAUACGGAAAACAGUUUCAAUGUAUGCAUCACGAGCUACCAGCUAGUGCUUGCGGACCAGCACAUUUUCCGCCGCAAACCCUGGAUGUACCUCGUCCUGGACGAGGCGCACCACAUCAAAAACUUCCGCUCCCAGCGCUGGCAGACGCUGCUUGGGUUCAAUUCGCGACGCAGACUCUUGCUCACAGGCACACCGCUGCAAAACAAUUUGAUGGACCUGUGGAGUCUCAUGUACUUCCUCAUGCCCCAAGGCAUCGAAAAAGUAGCUGCAGCCGCCGGUGCCUUUUCCAACAUGAAAGACUUUCAGGAUUGGUUCUCUAAUCCACUGGGGCGUGCCGCUGAGAAUGCGGAAGGGGUGGACGAGGAAACGCGGGCGACAGUGGCGAAGCUGCACACCGUAUUGCGCCCUUAUGUGCUCCGCCGUCUCAAGUCCGACGUUGAGCGCGAGAUGCCGAAAAAAUUCGAGCAUGUGAUCCCAUGCCGCCUCUCCAAACGCCAGCGGUUCCUGUACAAUGACUUCAUGUCGCGUGCAAAAACCAGGGAGAGUUUCGCGAGUGGCAAUUACAUGAGCAUUAUCAACUGCCUGAUGCAGCUGCGCAAAGUAUGUAACCACCCCGAUCUGUUUGAACAGCGGCCGAUUGUGACUGCAUUUGUACAGAGCCGGUCCGUCGCUGCAGACUACGAGAUCAAGGAUCUGCUAGUGCGCCGCCAUUUGUUGAAGGAGGGCAAUGACAAUGUGAAUUUGGACUUUUUGAACCUGCAAUUUACCCAGCGCGAAGAGCUGCUUACGCCCCUCGCGACGCGCCGCUACGAUGCGCUGCAAGUGUCAGAUGCACUCUCCAAUGUUCCUCCGCCCGUCGAAGAGGCUCCACUGACUACGCACUCCAUCGCCGGACUGCGCGCCGCAAUCGAAACACGCCGGAGGAAUGCUGCGUACGAAAAAGCGCAGCAUGCCGCAUAUGUAAAUCGUAUGCGUUGCAAUGCACAGCCCCUGUACGGCCGGAGCUUGCUCGCCAUGCUGCGACGCUUCGGCAGCCCCAAAUUGCGCUCGUACGAGAUUGUGGAGCGUGAACGAGGCGCGUAUUGGCAGCGCUGCGACGCGCUGUGCGAAGCCGUCCAGUCGUAUGCCCAGCGCGGCGAAUCCUGCGCAGACCUCGUGUCGCGCUUUGCAUUUGCCACACCACCCGCCGUCGCUGCCAACAUGCCGCAGUAUGCCUUGCCCGGCGUCCCGCUGGAAACGCAAUUUGCGAUUGGGGCGCCCGAGUUGGAUCCAUUGCACAAGGCAGCCGUUGCGCUGAAUAUUGCCUUCCCCGACGCAUCCCUGCUGCAGUAUGAUUGUGGCAAGCUCCAGCAACUCGAUGUACUCAUGCGGCGCUUGGUUGCGGGUGGCCAUCGCAUCUUGAUCUUUACGCAGAUGACCAAAGUCCUCGAUAUCCUGGAAAAGUUUCUCAACUACCAAGGCUAUCGCUAUCUGCGUCUCGACGGCGCGACAAAAAUUGAGCAGCGCCAAGUGCUGACGGAGCGGUUCAACCGUGAUUCGCGCAUUUCCGCUUUUAUUCUCAGCACGCGCUCUGGCGGUCUGGGCAUCAAUUUGAUCGGCGCGGAUACCGUCUUGUUUUACGAUCUCGACUGGAAUGCGGCGAUCGAAGCCCAGUGUAUGGACCGUGCACAUCGUAUUGGACAGACGCGCGACGUACAUAUUUACCGCUUCGUCAGUGAGCAUACGAUCGAAGAAAACAUGUUGCGCAAGGCCAACCAAAAACGCCGCUUGGACAGCAUGGUCAUCCAGCAGGGCGAGUUUACCACCGAGCACUUGAUGCGCAACGAUUGGCGCGAUAUGCUCGACGAGGGCGGUGCAACGCUUGGCGGCGUCAGCAUCGGCGAGGACAACGAAGCGCAAUCCACGCGCGACGUUGACCGCGCAUUUGCCGCUGCAGAAGACGUCGAAGAUGCCGCAGCGGCGCAUGUCGCCACGGAAGAAUUGCAGCUCGACGCGGCAGACUUUGCCGCAGAAAGCGUCCCUAUUCCAGACGUUGCAGUGCAGGGGCCCGAUUCGCCUCCGCCUGAGCACGAUCAAGGUGCGGAAGAGGAUCUGACGGGCUCCAUCGACGACUACAUGCUCCGAAUGGUCCAGGCCGACUGGGACUUUUUCGGCGCCUAA